AUUGAAAAUGUUGAACUUUGAGCUGUGCAUAGUGAUCGUCUGCAUAGGAUCUCUCUCUACAGCUUCUGGAAUUCGUAUGGAAGCUGCCCCUAGCCAUAUAAAUAUUGGAGUAACAAGAUAUCUCAAUGUUAGGUGUUCGACUACAAGGGGAGACGACUCCAGCAUGGAAAGUCUCAUGUCUUUAAUAAUCUCGAGAUCGAAAACUUCACAAGACAAAGAUUUCCAAGAGCUGGCAUCAAUGACCACGUUUACCCCUAUGGUGCAGAUCAAGGAUGUCUUAGAAGUUAACAUGACCGCAUCGGGAAACAUCGACAACAAUGAACAAUCUUACAUAGAUCUGGUAUGGGAAUACCCGGAUGUAACGAAAAUAGGUGUGUAUAAAUGUGAGGCACACGGCGUUGACCACACUGGACAUCCUGCUUAUGUAAACACGACAGUCGUGGUGUCAUCAACACAUCCUGACUGUGAACCUGUACUAGAACAAGUAAAGACACAAGCAGCGGUGAUUGAACAGCUCACCAGUAAAGUGGACAACCUGACUAGUACUGCACGUGAGUUGAACCAACAGUUGAAGCAAUUACUAGGCAAGGAUCUAACUUCUAUAUAUAAAAUAUCACCAGGCUACAAUGGAAAAAUAUAUUUGUUUUCUGUUAAAUAUAAUACACUUUCAGCUGGUAACUCAGCGGUAGUAUGUAAUACUUUCGGGGGAUACUUAGUUGAAAUAGAUUCUGAACAGGAGUACAAUUUUAUCAUCCAGAAUCUGCCAGCUAAUGAAGGUUAUUCAUUUUUCUACGUGGGUGCGACUGACUUUGGUCAUGAGAACGUCUGGAUAUACGUACACACGAACACAUCAGUCACUUAUUUAAACUGGCGUCCUGGUGAUCCUGACGGCAGAAAUGUACAGAACUGUUUGACGUUGUUUACUCCUACAUGGCUUAUGGCAGAUGCUGAAUGUUCUUACACCCGUGAAUCUUUAAACAUGGGUUACAUAUGUGAGGUACCAGAACAUUAAAAAAUAUUAAUUGAUUUGAUUAAUAAACUAAAUUGAAAGUAUAAUAACAUGAAUUUCAGACUAUCCAAUGACUUGGCGACAAGACAACUGAAAAGUUGAUUUUAAUAAUAUUGAUCAGGUUGGAUUGGUUGUUUCUAGAGGAGUUAUUUCCAUCAUCAAGUAUAAAUCUACUGUGGUGACGUUAGUU
Messenger RNA from Physella acuta, 1199 nucleotides. RefSeq lists its product as uncharacterized. Gene Ontology annotation, biological process: ossification. Gene Ontology annotation, molecular function: growth factor activity. Lineage: Eukaryota; Metazoa; Mollusca; Gastropoda; Physidae. The record is from RefSeq and is a predicted model, not a curated record.